This is a messenger RNA of Humulus lupulus (European hop), 2667 nucleotides long. RefSeq lists its product as uncharacterized. NCBI's taxonomy places the organism in Eukaryota, Viridiplantae, Streptophyta, Magnoliopsida, Rosales, Cannabaceae. The record is from RefSeq and is a predicted model, not a curated record. The transcript is spliced from 3 exons. The coding region runs from base 1 to 2667 and encodes 888 amino acids. Gene Ontology annotation, biological process: DNA integration. Gene Ontology annotation, molecular function: RNA-DNA hybrid ribonuclease activity; nucleic acid binding.
AUGAUAGACGCCACGGCAGGAUAUGAAAGGAUGAGCUUCCUCGACGCCUACUCUGGAUACAAUCAGAUCCCCAUGAAAUCAGAGGAUAGGAUUCAUACAGCUUUCAUAACAGAAGAUGGUUUAUAUUGCUAUAAAGUUAUGCCCUUCGGUCUAAAGAAUGCAGGCGCGACAUAUCAGAGGUUGAUGCAUAAGCUGUUUUCCUCAUUACUCGGGAGAAAUAUGGAGGUUUAUAUUGACGAUAUGGUCAUCAAGUCCAAACAAAGCUCUUCACAUAUAGACGACUUGACGGAAUGUUUCGACAUUCUUGAUGCUUAUAAAAUGAAAUUAAACCCCACAAAAUGUGUCUUUGGGGUGUCCUCUGGACAAUUCUUGGGAUACAUCAUCAGUCAGAGGGGCAUCGAGGCGAAUCCAACACAGAUUGCGUCCCUCUCAGAAAUUAAGGAACCCCGAACCAUCCAUGACAUACAGGCUCUGACCGGCAAAAUAGUAGCAUUAAGUCGAUUCAUAUCACGAAUGUCAGACCGCUGCCAACCCUUCUUACAGUGCAUAAAGAAGUCUACCAACACCACCUGGGGACCAGAACAGCAAAAAGCAUUGGACGAGUUGAAGACUUAUUUAAGCUCUCCUCCUAUAUUGAGCUCUCCUAUUGCUAAUGAAGAUUUAUUCUUAUAUUUGUCCGUCUCACAAUUCGCUGUAAGUUCCGUUCUUUUUCGAGAAGAAGCCAAUCGUCAGAGGCCAGUGUUCUACUGCAGCAAGAUGUUGUUAGAUGCUAAAACCCGAUACAGUAUGAUGGAAAAAUUGGCACUCGCACUCCUCACGGCCAAAAAGAAGUUACGACAAUACUUCGAAAGCCACACGAUCAUCGUAUAUACGGACUAUCCAUUAAAGCAGGUACUGAGUAAGCCCGACCUUUCUGGAAGAUUAUCUAAAUGGGCCAUUGAGCUUGGGACAUACAAUAUUCAGUUUUUGCCACGAAAAGCUAAAAAAGGGCAGGUACUCGCUGACUUCCUGGUUGAAAUUCAGUCAUUCACUCCUGACGCCCUGCCAGAAUUAUUAGAAUCAGAAGAUCAAUGGCUGUGGACAAUGUACACUGAUGGAGCAUCCAAUUCCCAAGGGGCUGGUAUUGGCGACGUAUUAGAAGCUCCCUCAGGACUCAAAAUCGAAGAAGCCAUCCGUUUAGAGCAAUCCGCAACGAAUAAUGAAACAGAAUAUGAGGCACUAAUCUAUGGUUUGGAACUCGCACGAGAAAUGGGAAUCCAACGUCUGAACGUCAGAGGCGAUUCGCAGCUUAUGAUAGAGCAAGUGGCUGGAAAUUUCGAUACCAAAGCACCCCAUCUGGCUAGCCUUCUACAGAAGGUAACUGACUUACAAUCGCAUUUUCGCCAGUUUGAACUCAUACUAGUACCCAGGGAGCAAAAUCAGAAGACCGACGCCCUUGCCAAAUUAGCUUCUGCAGGAGGAUGCACACGCCAGUCCUCCAUAUCCAUAAGCCGAUCAAGCAAAGAUAUGGAAGUCUAUUCCACCUCAUCAGAACCUGAAUGCUGGAUAGAUACGAUCAUAAAGUACUUGACCACCUCCGAGCUCCCACCUAAUCCGAAAGAUGCAAAACUUCUGCGCCUUCGGGCACAACGCUAUUCCAUGAUCCAUGGGAUGUUGUACCGAAAAUCCUUCAAUGGCCCAUACCUACGAUGUUUGCGCCCAUCAGAAGCUAAAAAAUUGUUAGAAGAAAUACAUGAGGGGACAUGUGGAAAUCACACAGGGGGACAGAGCUUGGCACACAAGGCACUUACAGCAAGGUAUUACUGGCCAUACAUGAUGACAGAAGCGCGGGAUUAUGCCAAAAAAUGCGACAAAUGCCAACGAUUUGCACCCACCAUCCAUCAACCUGCUCAAACCCUACACUCCAUCGUUGCACCUUGGCCAUUUGCAAAAUGGGGUAUGGAUGUGGUAGGUGAACUACCUAAGGCUGCUGGAGGAAGACGAAUACCCUGGGAGACAGUCGUCGACAAUGGCACUUCGUUCCAAAAUGCAAAGGUACAAGAGCUAUGCGACACGUACAAGAUCAAGCUAAGCUUCGCCUCUGUCACUUACCCACAGGGCAAUGGUCAAGUAGAGGCUUCCAACAAAGUCAUCUUUGCCAACAUUAAGAAGAAUUUGGAAGACAAAAAAGGAGCAUGGGUAGAAGAAUUACCGAAAGUGUUAUGGGCUUAUAAAACAACAAAAAGAUCCUCCACGAGGGAAUCUCCCUACGCCAUGGUUUAUGGAACAGAAGCUAUCAUCCCAACAGAAGUCGGUCUGCCUACACUUCGGACAGAGAUCGCAUCUGACCCAACAACGAACACCAUUCAAUUACUGCACAACCUAGACCUUCUAGAAGAAACACGUACAAUGGCACAAUUGCGACUGGAAAAUUAUCAGAAGGUAGCAGAACGCUACUACAACAAAAGGGUCCACUUACGCACAUUUCGAGAAGGAGAUUGGGUUCUGCGUAAGGUCACAGGCAAUAAAAAGAAGCUAGAGCCUAACUGGGAAGGGCCUUUCCAAAUCAUUAAAGUAUUAGGCAGAGGGUCUUACACUCUAAAGAAUUUACCAACACCCCCUGGCAAUACACCGUAUGUCUUUGAUCUCAAAACAUACACCUACAAUUCAAUAAACAAAGAGCAAUGA